Molecule: messenger RNA, 2931 nt
Organism: Penicillium cinerascens
Lineage: Eukaryota; Fungi; Ascomycota; Eurotiomycetes; Eurotiales; Aspergillaceae
Exons: 1
Coding region: 1-2931 (976 amino acids)
Source: RefSeq, a predicted model, not a curated record
AUGCCGUCUCAGAGUAUUGUCGUCAUUCCCAAAAACUUUUUAGAGAAUGUACUUCAACUGGAGUCGCCGGAGCCAACUGAGCCACUUUAUGACUUGAGCAAGCUUCCUGACCCCCCUGAAGAUUGGCGGUUCUUGGGAAGGACACAGAAAGAUGUCUAUUGGGCCCUUAAAGUGCCCAUCAUAGAGGCAUUGAUGUCGCAUCAUCUCUGGGGCUUCAAAUGCUACAAAUAUGCAGGUAAACCUACUAAGAAGGAGAAGAUACUGGUCUUAUUCAAAUACUUCUACUACAUGCAAGAAGAGCAUCUCCCUCGGAGUUGGGAUGAGGUACUUGUCUUGACCCGGGACGCUGGUCCUCGACUAUUGAAAUGGAGCCUCGAUCCUACUCCGGCUCCCGUGAGUAAACUUUACCCGGAGUUGCCCCCGAAGUCGUCCAAAAGGCUGGCCGGGAGUCAGACAUGGGACCAACCCCCAGACGCGCCAGCCGAUAUGGCAAGGACUUAUCUUGCGCAAUUCCGAUUCUCUGCCAAUGAGCGUACGGACCUACCUGGGAACCCAAUUGCUCAAACGAGCUCAAUCAACAAAGAUGAUGGGAAAAGUCCUGCAACAUCUUCAAGUCAUCCACCCAAAUCAAAGAAACGAAAAGUUGGACGACCACCAACAUCCUCUCCCCCCAACGGUAGCUCCCCUUCAUCCAACUUACCCGGGUGGGGAUCAGGACAACAUCUUCCCUCUCAAGAUCCUUCCUCUGGGAAUGGCCCUUUUCAAGCUGGUAUACCUGGUCCUGGUGGCAACCUCCCAUGUGUUCUUCCAGCGGCAUUCGACCCGGGUCCUAUCAGGGAAGCAAUUGAGAGAGCCAUCAUGAAAUAUACAUACCGCGAUCUCGAACGUCACCCCUCUGCACCAUACAAAGGGCCGAUUCCACACAGAUUAGCUGAGAGGCUUGAUGAUCUGGCAAUUGUUCAGUCUGGAGCAUUCCCGUCUAUUGACAGGGUCAAACUCAACUUGAACCUUGAAUUUGAUGAAAACGGCUAUGCAUUCCCGUAUCGUGGCAGGGGGCCAGUUUGCACUGGUAGAUCUUGUGUCAUAGAUUGCACUAUAGUGUUAGGAAACUUGCUCGACGCCGGAUGCACCGUCGCAGACAGAGAUCGCACAGAUGGCGAACAUUUCACGGAUCUUGAAGAGGCCUUCGUCGAAGCAACAAAUAUGAACUGGGAUGCCUUGAGUGAGGAAACGUCAAAAGAACUUCGCGAUUCCUUCUUCCGGGUACUGUGUACCCACGUCCCUAGCAUCAAAAUGGGCAAAGGUUGUCCCGUGUGGACGCCGUGGUCAGAAUGUACGAAGAAUUUCGCACAGUUCCAAUUCCAUUUUACCACUAAUAUCCAUGAAUGCCAUUGCCAGAACAGCAGGGUUGAAGAAUAUUCACUGACCGGGCGAGUAUUGAACCCUCUUCAAUUACCCGGGGAUCGCGACGGGGUGACUGUGGAUCAGCUAUGGCAACGUUGUUUCCCACUACACAGUCCGUAUUAUUGCGUACAUUGUGGUUCUGGGCCCGAAAACGAUGGUCCGUCGCUUUCCAAAAGAAUUGAUCAGCUUCCACUCCGUCUAGUGGUUCAACCGGAACAGGGCUCCAAAGUCAUUCAGCACACUCGAGAUCAAAUCUUCGACUACGUGGAUUCGCAGGGAAACCUGCAACAAGUAGUCUACCGCUGGCUUGGUGGUAUCUAUCACCGAGAGGAGCAUACGCGUGUCUACUGGGGAGAGAGUAAGCGCUUUGAAACCCCCACCAAGAGUUUUACCAUGUACGACAGCUCGCUGGCGUCGGGAACGAUCAUCAGCUUGCCGACGCCGGUUGAUGAAGAUGAAAUUGUUCCCAUCGAGUGGGUGCAUGAUCCGGAUAACACCCCGAUCUGGGUCUACGAGCGUGUAUUGGACCCUGAAAUAUCCACCUUGGUGACAGCGGUCAGCACUGCAAAUCAAAUGGGCCAAAUGGUAGAACAAAACAUUUGGUUUAAAUAUGCACACACGCCGUGGAACCCACUGCCUGGACCUCCUCCGUUCAAGGAGGGCGAGCGGCAGUUGCCCUCGUUCGGUGAUCAUUUCCUCGACUCGAAGCGUCCCGACCCAUUCGACACACUUCCAGAUCACCUUUACGACGUUAAAAUCCCCGACUGGAUGUCUCUUGUUAACAUUGAUCCAUCUCGAGAUCUUAUGGCGAAAUACGGUCCCACGGAAGUGCAAACUACCUCGCCGAUUCCGGACGACGUGCUCAACCCUGAUCCGCCGUCAGAGCCUGAAGACGGGUUCGAGUUCAACACUGUACGCGGUGGUCCGCAGAGUUUCGCUGGACAAACGGAGCUGUGGCCUGCGGGCACUAAAGACGUCACUGGCGCUUUGGAUUUUCCCGACCUCUCAUCAAGGCUGAAUUCUAAGAGGGGGUGGGACCGUACACGAUCUGGCUCGGGCUCGGGCUCGGGCUCGGGCUCCAGUCGACCUUCCAGCGGCGGUUCUUCCGGCAGCAAUCGUCCUUUCACCAUCGGGGAAUACCUCUUCAAAUCUAAGGGGGGUAGGAGCAAGUCUAGAAGUAGGUCGAAGGAAAAGAAAAGUACCAAGGGAAAGAAAAGUAUCCAGGAAGAAGAUGUGGCCAUGGGAGAAGCUCCACCCUUGACUCAGGAAGAGGAGGAUAUCUUCGCGACAUUCACUACUUUAAACAGUAGCCACCGCGCAGUGUCUACCAUCCAACCUGUCACAAUUUGUCAGAAAAAGCGGAAGCGGCCCAUGCGAAUGCAGGUUCUCAUCGAAAAUGCUAAAAAGACAACGAAGAUGACAAAAUGGGAGGAAGGGACUGGGGAGGAUGCCAGGAACAAGAAGAAACGGACCAAGACGGACAAACGGGGAACUUCAAAGCCAAAGAAAGUCAGAUUUGAGGAGUGA